Molecule: messenger RNA, 606 nt
Organism: Miscanthus lutarioriparius
Lineage: Eukaryota; Viridiplantae; Streptophyta; Magnoliopsida; Poales; Poaceae
Source: the annotation of a GenBank genome assembly
AUGUCGAAGAAAAUCGUGGUGAAGCUGCACCUGCACGACAACAAGGACAAGCAGAAGGCCAUGAAGGCUGUCUCGGCGCUCACCGGUAAUCAUGGCAUCUUCUUCCUCUCUGCUGUUUCUGAUCGUGCGUCUAGGAGAGCAGCGACGCCUAACAACCGUGCCCUGCUGGUUGUGCUGUGUGCAGGCAUCGACGAGAUAUCCGUGGACAUGGCGUCGCACAAGAUGACGGUGAUCGGCAUGGUGGACCCGGUGAACGUGGUGAGCAAGCUGCGCAAGGCCUCGUGGUCAGCGACCAUCGACUCCGUCGGCCCGGCCAAGGAGCCCGAGAAGAAAGAAGAGGAGAAGAAGGACGGCGGCGAGGAGAAGAAGGACGGCGGCGAGGCAAAGAAGGAAGGCGAGGGGGAGAAGAAGGAAGACGGCGAGGGGGACAAGAAGAAGGACGGCGACGGCAAGAAGGCGGCGCCGCCGACGGAGCAGCAGGUCCUCGCCGAGCUGAUGAACCAGUACCGGGCGUACUACCCCUACCCGUACCCGCACAUGAUCACCCCCGCCCACUACUACGUGCAGAGCAUGGAGGAGAACCCCAACUCCUGCACCAUCUGCUAA